ACAUUGACAUAUGCGAUGACAGUUCGUUUAUUAAACUAAUGUCAAAUUGUGUAUUAUUUUCAUGUCCCAAUAACAAUAAAUCAAAGGGAUGAGUUACACGGAAAAGCACGACAUGAUGUCAAGGGACGAGUGGAUGGCCCUUCUUGAGGAGAACGAGAUCGGUCGAGGCCAGAUGAACAAACUCAUCAUGAAUUAUCUGGUGACAGAAGGAUUCAAGGAAGCCGCCGAGAAGUUCCAACAGGAGUCGGGCGUCGUCCCAGCUGUAGAUUUGCAUUCUUUGGACGAUAGAAUCAGUAUUAGGGACGCUAUAAUGAACGGCAAGAUCCAAGAAGCGACGGCUCUAAUCAACCAACUCCAUCCAGAAUUGCUAGAUAACGACAGAUAUUUGUACUUUCACCUCCAGCAACAACAUCUGAUCGAGUUGAUUAGGAGUAAUCGGGUCGAGGAGGCUCUAGCCUUCGCUCAAAGCCACCUCAGCGAGGCUGGAGAGGACGACCCCUCGGUUUUGCAGGAGUUGGAACGGACAGUAGCCCUUUUGGCGUUCGAAGACCCCUUGAAUAGCCCUUUCGGCGACUUGUUGGCCCCUUCUCACAGACAAAAGAUUGCGAGUGAGGUAAAUGCAGCGAUUUUGAAAAUGGAACACCAAGAAACAACGGCUUCGAAAAUCUCAACGCUACUUAAGUUAGUUCUUUGGGCACAAGAUAAGUUAAAUAAGAAGAAUGUCAGAUAUCCCAAAAUGACGGAUUUGGCCACUGCUAUGAUUGAAGACCCGAAGAUUUAAGACCAGUUUUGUUACAGUAGAUUUUACUUAAAUUAUUCAGCUACUACAUCAUUAGGUGUCAAUUGUGAUCACAGUUAGAGUUUUUUUGUAAAUUUGUAUACUAAUUAUAAAUAAAUAAAGGAAAAACAUCAAUUGA
Messenger RNA from Tribolium madens (black flour beetle), 917 nucleotides. It is a transcript of the gene Hou, whose product is annotated as glucose-induced degradation protein 8 homolog. Gene Ontology annotation, biological process: proteasome-mediated ubiquitin-dependent protein catabolic process. Gene Ontology annotation, cellular component: cytoplasm; nucleus. The record is from RefSeq and is a predicted model, not a curated record. The coding region runs from base 89 to 781 and encodes 230 amino acids. NCBI's taxonomy places the organism in Eukaryota, Metazoa, Arthropoda, Insecta, Coleoptera, Tenebrionidae. Gene Ontology annotation, molecular function: protein binding. The transcript has 4 exons.